AUGAAGUUCAAAAUGGUUAGCUCUGCUUUGCUUUUUUUCAAUUUUACGCUUGCCUCCUCUCUGUCAGCAAUUUUCUUUAAAAGAAUAUUAAUUUACCAAAUCAGUAAUAUUAAGACAUUUAAAUUGCUUUUUUCAAUACAUCAGAUGGGUUUAAACAUUAAUAGAACUGCCAUGACAAACCUGACAGGUAAUGCGGAAAAUGAUAAUUCAAACAUGGGUAACUAUCGUAUAAACGAAAAUAAUGAUAGAACUGAUAUCGAUAUAAGUGACAAAUGGAUAUUAAUUGUUUGUUUUGUGGGCAUUUUUGGGUUUUUAGGGAUCAUAACAUUAGCGGAUUAUUUAAUGAAUAUUUGUUACAAAAAGAUAGGUAGAAGGAAGAGAGAAGUUAAAACAAUAUUUGAUUGCCAAAGCAGGGUAGAGGCAAACGGGUGUAUCUAAUUAAAAUUCUG
This is a messenger RNA of Vavraia culicis subsp. floridensis, 449 nucleotides long. RefSeq lists its product as uncharacterized. NCBI's taxonomy places the organism in Eukaryota, Fungi, Microsporidia, Pleistophoridae. Bases 1 to 438 code for a protein of 145 amino acids. The transcript has a single exon. The record is from RefSeq and is a predicted model, not a curated record.